Helianthus annuus (common sunflower) is the source of this 1849-nucleotide messenger RNA. RefSeq names its product glycine, alanine and asparagine-rich protein-like. NCBI's taxonomy places the organism in Eukaryota, Viridiplantae, Streptophyta, Magnoliopsida, Asterales, Asteraceae. The transcript is spliced from 2 exons. Bases 1271 to 1849 code for a protein of 192 amino acids. The record is from RefSeq and is a predicted model, not a curated record.
CUCUCUAUACGUUAGUGUUCUAACCAAUAAUCACCGAUGCGAUGUUCUGUCCGAUCGAUUCAAGAACCAUCUAAUAAAUGCCAAAGUGCUGUACUUUGUGAAUUUUGGUAAACGGAAUCCAAAGUGCUAUACUUUGUGAAUUUUGUUAAGGUUCGAAUCUUGUGACUACCGUUAGGUUUGAUUUGGAUUUUACACAAAUACGUAUUCCAUUAUGUUAAACUAUAUGUUUAACUACCAGAAUACUCCCAACUACACACUUACAAUCAAACAAGCUGUUAAAUCAUUAGAAGAUUCAGAACAAUAAAGUAUACGCUUAAUUAUCAGAAGGAAUAGAAUCAAGAAGCCGGCUAAAUCAUGCUUAUACUGUAAUUACAGUAGAUCGGAAUAAGAGAUGGAUACGACACCAAAAGGCUUACAGAAGUGGCUUAAAUUUUAUCAAUUAAAUUAAAUUAAGAAAAGUUAUUUUAUGCAAUCGGGUUUAUCCCAUAUUAAAGCUACCUUUAUAAAACGUGGGUUUAUCCCAUCUGUUUAAAAUAAAUAAAAUCCGGUGUUUAUAAACUCUGAUAUUUUUCCUAACUCACGGUCCUGAUGAAAUUUCCGCUGCAAUGUUUUCAAAAAUAACCACCGGUACCACUUGGCUGCUCGCGGCUCCCGAUUCCGGCCAGGAUGGGGUCGGGGGUCGUGACAAAACCUGAGGACUUGAAGAGGUUUCAAGGCACUCAGGGAAAAUCAGCAUCUGCGGAAAUUGUUUCCGGUGUAUCUUGGGCGAGUGCUAUGGCGUCUUUGAACUAAAUUGUUAUCAAGAUCCCUUCAUGGAUCCACCGCAAGUCCCCACAGGUGCCUGAAGUCGGCAGCAAAGAGAAACCCAAUGGGGUUAAAACUAGUAGUGGGGUGGUAGGGGGAAACAGUGGUGGUGGAGGUGCCAAAGAAAACGGUGGUGGUGGAGGUGUCAAAAGAAAUGUUAAAGAAGGUGGGAACGGUGGUGGCAAUGGCGGUGGUGGCAAUGGCGGUGGCGGCAAUGGUGGUGGGGAAUAGCUGUUAUGCUGGUGGCGGUAGGUGUUGUUAACUUUUGUGAUUAACGUUUUUUUCAUUUCCAGGAAGGUGUUUGCACCAAUUAACUUAGAAAUUUUUGUUUCCAUCAUGAUGAGAUAGUAUUAUAUUAGUUUCUUAUGAUUGAUGAUGAUGAUGUUUGGAUAUGGAAUUUUUAUAUAUGGAAUGGAAUGGAAAGAUAUUAUUGUAUCUUUACUUUAUCUGCAUACAUUAGCGAUUGAUGACCGGCAAGAAAAGAAACCCGAUCUCUGAAAUCGAUGAAAUCCAAUCUGCUCUUAGGGCCGCCAAAGCGGCAACGGUUGCCGCACAGGCAGCUGCGGAGAAAGUCGCCGCACAGGCGGCGGCGGACAAAGCCGCUGUGGCGGCUACGACGGCGGCGGUGGCGGCGGCGGCGGAGUUGAAAGCAAAAGCUGAGGCUGGGAUUAUCACCUUGACUUUGAGUGGUAAACCUGAGGACUUGAAUAGGUUUAGGUUUCAAGGCACUCAGGUCAAAGCACCAUCUGCUGAAAUUGUGUCGGGUUUAUCUUGGGCGAGUGCUAUGGCAUCAUUAAACUACAUCGCUAACAAGAUCAUCCGCCGCAAGUCCCCUCAGGUGCCUGAAGUGAGCAAGGAGAAACCCAAUGGGGUUAAAACGAAUGGUGGGGUAGGGGGAAAUGGUGGUGGUGGAGCUGCCAAAGAAAACAACGGUGGUGGUGGAGGUGUCAAAGAAAACGGUGGUGGUGGAGGUGUCAAAGGAGGUGGGAAUGGUGGCGGCAACGGAGGUGGGAAUGGUGGCGGCAAUGGUGGUGGUGGGGAAUAG